AUCAGCUUCAAGUAUUAAAGAUACCUAGGUAACUAUGUAGGAAAAAUGACGCAGAGCACAAGAUUUACCUCCGGAGAUUUGCGUUACCAAAAGCAGAUAAUCCCAACAUUGUUGCUAAACGCUAGAACCACCUUCUAGGUAUAUCAUAGGUAUUCGCUAUUAAGCUUAAGCGCUACUAGGCUUAGGUUAGGUACCUAGGUAGUCAAAGAUUACUAACCUACCUUAACGAGGACCCGAGCCAAAAGUUUUACACAUUCUCAAUUCCCAGCACAGUAUUUUUCACAUUAUAACGAUAGCAGCGGGACAACGACUGUAAUACUAAAUAACGUAUUGCGUAAUACCGUGCAACAACUCCUUGUGACACAUAGCAACACUUAAAUCAACCCUCCAAAACUUUCAAUCCCGACCAUCUUAAGCUACGUGUACUAAGUUACAUUGGGUUAGGAAAUUUACGGUUCGCCAACAAAAAUAUCGACCCGGUGUGGGGCAACUCUUAUACAACUUCUCGGGCCGUUAUAAGAGGGGACCUUUAUUUCCCUUAUUUCCUCCCUUCGUACCUUAAGUCCAGAAACAUAUCCUAAGACAUCUCUUGGGACAUACUUUAUUAGUUGAACAUUCAACACCGCGUCGACAAGAUGGCUAAGAGAACUACUCUUAAGGAAUUCGAGUCUGUCUUCCCCAAGCUCGAGGAGGAUAUCCUGGCUUGGGCGAAGCAAUACAACUUGCCUCAGCAGCAGCAAGAUUGGUACAAGAAGAUGCUCCAAGAAAACGCGGUUGGCGGAAAAUGCAACCGUGGAAUGUCAGUUCCCGACUCGGUGUCUAUCCUUCUCGGCAAGGAACUGUCCGAAGAGCAGUAUUUUCAAGCUGCCACUCUAGGCUGGUUGAUUGAGUUUCUUCAAGCCAUGUUCCUCGUCGCCGACGAUAUCAUGGAUAGUAGUAUCACCCGACGUGGGAAGCCAUGCUGGUAUCGCCAGGAAGGUGUCGGUAUGGUUGCUAUCAACGAUUCUUUCAUACUCGAGUCUGCCAUCUACACCUUACUCAAGAAGCACUUCAAGACUCACCCCUCUUACAUCGACAUGGUGGAGCUAUUUCACGAAGUAGCACUGCAAACCGAGCUCGGCCAGCUCUGCGAUCUUCUCACAGCUCCGGAGGAUGUUGUGAACCUCGACAACUUCAGCUUAGAGAAGUAUACCUUUAUCGUCAUCCACAAGACAGCGUAUUACAGCUUCUACCUUCCCGUUGCUCUGGCGCUGCACAUGCUCAACAUCGCGACCCCUAAGAACUUGGAGCAAGCUCGUAACAUCCUCAUUCCCAUGGGCGAGUACUUCCAGAUCCAAGAUGACUACCUGGACAACUUCGGUCUUCCGGAGCACAUCGGCAAGAUCGGAACCGAUAUCCAGGAUAACAAAUGCUCUUGGCUCGUCAACCAAGCCCUAAAGUUAGCUACUCCUGAGCAGCGUAAGACGCUCGAGGAACACUACGGCAGGAAGGACAAGGCCCACGAGGCCGAGAUCAAGAAGCUCUACAACGAAAUGAAGCUCGAUAAACUGUACGAGGACUACGAGGAGAAGACCGUCGGCGAGAUUAAACGGUUGAUCUCUCAUUUGGACGAGAGUGAAGGAUUGAAGAAGGGUGUCUUCGAAGAGUUCUUACGGAAAAUCUACAAGCGAAGCAAAUAGAGGAGUCGAAAUGAAGGAACGGAGCUUACGAAAUCUAUCCGAUAAUCGAAUCAACUGGUAAAGGGUAUAUCUAAGACGACGCAGGAGGAAUUCUUCGAAAUGACUGUAGAUUUCUAACUAGGCAGCGACCUGAAUAAUACCCUUGAAAUUUACAGUUCGAUGUGUUUUACUUGCAUUCUCACGAAGCAUAGGUCACUCACUAUCAUUAGGUGGUCCGGAAAGGAAGACUCCACGCGUUACUCUUUUACUCGACCAAGGCCAUUCUGCUCGCGGAGUUGGAAAUUGAGAGGGGCCCUCUUCCACAACAUUAGGUAUACAUUCCCACAGAACUAAUUCGGUCUUCGGAGUUUUACACUGCCAAAAUCAAAUACGAAUCAACUUCGCUACGGCAAUCCGCAUCUCGAGAUUAGCUUGUGCGAUGCCCGCGCA
Molecule: messenger RNA, 2108 nt
Organism: Daldinia decipiens
Lineage: Eukaryota; Fungi; Ascomycota; Sordariomycetes; Xylariales; Hypoxylaceae
Product: terpenoid synthase
Exons: 2
Coding region: 636-1679 (347 amino acids)
Biological process (GO): trans, trans-farnesyl diphosphate biosynthetic process
Cellular component (GO): cytoplasm
Molecular function (GO): (2E,6E)-farnesyl diphosphate synthase activity; dimethylallyltranstransferase activity
Source: RefSeq, a predicted model, not a curated record